Messenger RNA from Plasmodium relictum, 3528 nucleotides. RefSeq names its product serine protease DegP, putative (gene DegP). The coding region runs from base 1 to 3528 and encodes 1175 amino acids. NCBI's taxonomy places the organism in Eukaryota, Apicomplexa, Aconoidasida, Haemosporida, Plasmodiidae. Gene Ontology annotation, molecular function: serine-type endopeptidase activity. The record is from RefSeq and is a predicted model, not a curated record. Gene Ontology annotation, biological process: proteolysis. The transcript has 5 exons.
AUGGAAUUAUUUCAUAAAGUACUUUUAUUUAAUGUAAUAAUAGUAAUAUUCUUGAAUUUUCUAAAUAUUGAUUAUAGUUUCAGUUACUUAGAUAAUUUUAUAGAGAAAAAUGAAUAUUCAAAUAGAAAAUUGCAUGAGUUCACUGAACCUUUUUUUUUUAAUAAUAAAGUAAAUGUAGGAAAAGAAAAACAUAUAUCACUUAAAGAUGAAGCAGAAUAUUAUGGGAAUGAAAAAGAAAAUGAUGAAAAUGAAGUAGAAAAUGAUGAAAAUGAAGCAGAAAAUGAUGAAAAUGAAGCAGAAAAUGAAAUACAAAAUGGUGAGAAUGAAAUAGAAAGUAAUGAAAAUGAAGAAGAAAAUAGUAAGAAUGAAUUAGAAGACAAUAAAGAUGAAAUGGAAAACAAUGAAUAUAUAAUGGAAAAAUAUAUAGAUGAAAUAGAAAAAUAUACAGAUGAAAUAGAAAAAUAUAAAGAUGAAAAACAAAACUAUAAAGAUACAAAAGAAGAGGAUCUUUUAUUCUCUGAUAAUGGAGAAAAAAAAAAUGGAUUGACAAAUGAUUCGAAUGAAUCAAGUAUACUAUUUAAUCAAAAAAAAGGAUUAAAAUAUGAAAAAGGAAAAAAAGACUUAGUUAAUAAAGAGGAUAAAUUAGAAAGAGAAAAAGAAAGAGAAAAAGAAAAAGAAAAAGAAAAGGAAAAAGAAAAAGAAAAAGAAAAGGAAAAAGAAAUAUUAAUUUUAAAACAUACAAAAGUACCAGUAAUAGAAGAAGAGCCAAAUAAUAAUAAAGUGUUAAAUUUAUUAAAGAAUGAAAAAAAAAAUUAUGAAAACAAUUAUAAAGAACAAACGGAAAAUAAAAAUGAAAAAUAUAAUAGUAAAAAAUUAAAAGAAAAUAAUUAUAUAGACAAAAAAAGGAAUAAAAUAAAACAUGAAACAUUUACAAAAGCAUUUAAUAAUAAAAUUUCUAAAAAUAAAUCUUCUGAUGCAUCAAUAUUAGAACCAAUUUUAGAUAAACUAGAUUUUCCUUAUUUGGAAAAUCAACCACUUAAUAACAAGGAAAAUAGUAACAAAGACAUAGAUGAAAAAAAUUUCGUUUUAGAAAAUAUUUUGGCAUAUCCUAAUUUAGAGGAAAAUACACAAAAUAAUACAUAUGCUGUAGAAACAUCAAAUUUAAAAGGAAAUAAUAAUAAUAAUCCCUUAGAUGAAAAUACAAAUUUAUUAGGAACAAAAAUAGUUAAAUCAAAAUUAAAAAGGAAGAAUAAUACUCUAAAUCCUAUAGAACAAAUUACUUUAGAUAAUUCAUCACUAAAUGAAAAAAACAAUUCUGAGAAUAUAAAUAGUUAUGGGAAUUAUUUACAAAAUAAUAUAAAAAAUAAAGAAGAAAAAUUAGGAAAACUCAAAUUAAUUAGUAAUCAAUAUGAAACAAAAGAUAUUGAGAGAUCAUUUUUAUAUAACCUAUUAAAAUUCAUUAAAGAAAAUAUAUUUUAUAAUAAUCUAAAAUUUAAUAAUCACAAUAAUUUCACUACAUAUAAUGAGAAAGAAGUAAUAUUAAAAGAUGAACCUAAUGGACAUAAUCUAAUUAAUAAACAAGAUAAUAAUCCUAUUUUUCAAGAUAUUCAAAAUAAUGAAAAAAACUCUUCUGUAAAGAUUUUAAGAUUUUUUCCUAAGUAUUUUAAUCCUCAUCCUACUAAAAAUGAAAGAGGAAUUUUUAAUCAUGGAAAAAAAAAGGAUACAAUAGAAAAUGAUGCUUUAAGAAGUGUUAACAAAUUUGAACAUAAUAAUGUUUCAAAAAAUGCAGUUAUAAGUGAAAAACUUUUAGAAAACUUAAAAAAAAUAAAUGUGAGUAAUGAAUUGAACUCAGAAUUUAAAAAAAAAGAGAAAAAUAAUAACAGUGAAGGAAAAGAAGAAAAUGAAUUAAAUUCUUUAAAUAGAAUUUUUAAAGGAGUUGUUAAAUUAUAUGUUGAUAUUACUCGACCUAACUUAGAAAUGUUGUGGCAAAAUAAUCCACCUAAACAUAUUACGGGCUCUGGAUUUGUUAUUGAAGGAAAUUUAAUAUUAACGAAUGCUCACAACAUUGCUUAUAGUACAAGAAUUUUAAUUAGAAAACAUGGGAACUCUAAAAAAUAUGAAUCUAAAGUUAUAUAUGUAGCACAUGAAUCCGAUAUAGCUAUAUUAGUUGUACAUGAUCCUAGUUUUUAUGAAGAUAUAGAAUCACUUGAACUUGGUUCACUUCCAUCUUUGAGAGAUGAUGUUGUAACCGUUGGAUAUCCAUCAGGUGGAGAUAAGUUGAGUAUAACAAAAGGGAUAAUCAGUAGAUUAGAUGUACAGUAUUAUAAACAUUCUAACUACAAAUUAUUAUUAACUCAAAUAGAUGCACCGAUGAAUCCAGGGAAUAGUGGGGGUCCAGCUUUAGUAAAAGGAAAAGUGGUAGGUAUUUGUUUUCAGUCAUUUAAAAUGGCAAAUAAUAUUUCUUAUAUUAUUCCAUCUACUAUAAUUAAGCACUUUCUUUUAGAUAUAUAUAAAACGAAUCAUUAUAACGGCUAUGCAUUUUUAGGAGUAAAAUAUGAACCUUUAGAAAAUACUAAUAUACGUGGAAUAUUGGGAUUAGAUUAUCUUGAAAAACAAAAAUUUAUUAAAGAGAGUAUGGGAAUUUUAGUAACUGAAAUAGACGAAAAUCAAAUGAAAUAUAAAAAAUCUGACAUUGAUUAUUGUAAUUAUAUAAAAAUAAAUCAAAAAGAAGAGAUAAAUAUUAAACAAAAUAUUAAAACACAAAAAUUAAAUGAAACUAUAAUAAACGAUUCUAAUAAAGAAGAUAAAUGCUAUGGAUUAAAAAAAAAUGAUGUCAUCUUAAGUAUAGAUAAUAAAAAUAUAAAUAAUGAUGGUACAACAAAAUUAAGGAAUGAUGAAUAUGUUGGAUUUCAAUAUAUACUUAAUGAUAAAUUUAUAGGUGAUUUAAGCAUAAUAAAAAUAGUAAGAAAUAAAGAAAUAAAAAGUGUAGUUGUUAGAUUAUCAAAAAUUAAUUACUUAAUUUCUCAACAUAACUGGGACAUAAGAAACAAGUAUUUUAUAUAUGGAGGAUUAGUUUUCACAACUUUAUCUAAAAAUUUAUAUUCAGAAAAUGAGACAGAAAAUCCUGAAAUUAAUAGAUUAAUACAGUACAAUUUUUUUAAAAAAAAUGAAGAUGAUGAAAUAGUAAUAUUAAAGAAUAUACUACCAUCAAAGUUAACUAUUGGCUAUUAUUAUAGUGACUGUAUUGUUUUAAAAGUAAAUAACAUUGCAGUAAAAAAUUUAAAGCAUUUAGUUGAUAUAAUAGAAAAUAAAAAUAUAAAUGAAUUAAAGGAUAAUAAUUCUGGAAGCAAUUCUUAUGUUAAAUAUUCAAAUAUAGAUUAUGUUCAAUCAGAUAAAAAUUUAAUUGAUUUUUAUAUAUUAACACCUAAAGGAGAAGUACCUCUUGUUUUAAACAGAGAUGAUGUCAAAAAGAAUCAACGUACAAUUUUUACAACUUUUAAUAUUAUUAAUGACAGAUUUUUAUAUUAA